AUCACAGUCGCCAUACUUUCGUAUUUCUUUUACGCAUGCGUGUGGCGGUUGCAUUUAGCUAACCAGAAGCAUCAUUUUAAAACAUGUCCGAGAAAGGAGAAGUGGAUUUAACUGGUGCCAAGCAGAACACGGGUGUGUGGCUUGUAAAGGUGCCCAAAUACCUCUCUCAGCAAUGGGCAAAAGCGACUGGCAGAGGCGAGGUCGGGAAACUCCGAAUCUGCAAGAAAGGAAACCAAGGAAAAGCAGAGGUGUCUUUCACUUUGAACGAAGAGCUGACUGUGAUUGAGGGUAUAGAAGACAAGACGGUGUCUGCGCCUCGCGAGCACCCGUUCACUAUGCAGACAGUGGGAGGUCAGACGUUGGCGGUCUUCACAGAAACUUCAUCAGGCCAGUUAGAAGAAAGAUCUGAUGGCAGCAGCUCAGUUUCGGGGGCGGGGGCAGGUCCAGAUAAAAUAGCCUUGGAGGGAGUGGUAGUGCAGAGAGCAGAGUGCAGACCCGCUGUUAGCGAAGGCUAUAUGAGGCUGAAAAGGUUACAAAUUGAAGAGUUGGCCAAGCCAGUCAGGCUGUCACAACAGCUGGACAAAGCUGUCACCAGCAACUACAAACCUGUGGCCAACCAUAAUUACAAUCUUGAGUAUGAGCGGAAAAAGAAGGAGGAGGGCAAGAGAGCAAGAGCUGACAAACAGCAGGUGUUGGACAUGUUGUUCUCUGCUUUUGAGAAGCACCAGUACUACAACAUCAAAGAUCUGGUGGAUAUCACCAAACAGCCUGUGAUUUACUUGAAGGAAAUCUUGCGUGAUAUCGGCAUCUACAACGUGAAGGGAACACACAAGAAUACCUGGGAGCUCAAACCAGAAUACCGACAUUACCAAGGGGAUGAAAAGAUUGACGAAUAGUUUCUGACCUUCCCAAGGCCGAUACACAACCUUUUUAAUUUGAUAAGGGGGGAACCAGGCCUUGGAGCGCUCUCCUGAUUUCCUUACAUCAGGUCUUGAAACACACUGGAUGAGGUCAAGCAACGGUUGCGUUUUACAGGGAGAAGUUGUAUCUUGUUAUUUUGUAGGAGACGAGAAGGGGGCAUUGGAAAACUGAAGUUUUGUUCCUGGUAUUUCCUGUCACAGCUCCAGGUCACAGGCCCCAGUAUUAGAAUUUGUCCUAUCCAUCAGAGGCACAGGACAUAGCAUUUUAUGCAUUUGUAAACUCGUUCUUAGCAUUAUUUUUUAAUGUUUUUUUGAAGUUUUCUAGACUUUUUGAAAUUAUGCGUUCUUGAAAAAUAAGGUUUCUGCACCACAACUUGGAAAAACAAUUUCAGCCUGAACUUGCAUUAACAUUUAAGAUUUGUGCCAUUGCUGUACUUUGUCAGGUGCUGUAAACCGUUUUACAUUUGACUUAUGCAAUAAAUGUUUAAAUAAAUGU
This is a messenger RNA of Sander lucioperca (pikeperch), 1416 nucleotides long. It is a transcript of the gene gtf2f2a, whose product is annotated as general transcription factor IIF, polypeptide 2a. The coding region runs from base 84 to 896 and encodes 270 amino acids. The record is from RefSeq and is a predicted model, not a curated record. The transcript has 9 exons. Lineage: Eukaryota; Metazoa; Chordata; Actinopteri; Perciformes; Percidae. Gene Ontology annotation, cellular component: transcription factor TFIIF complex. Gene Ontology annotation, biological process: transcription by RNA polymerase II; transcription initiation at RNA polymerase II promoter.